AUGAAGGAGCUCUGUGAGAUGGUUAAGGAGGUUCUUAUGGAGGAGUCCAACAUCCAGCCUGUUUGCACACCUGUUACAGUAUGUGGAGAUAUCCACGGACAGUUUUAUGAUUUGUUAGAGUUGUUUCGCGUCGCUGGUGGUAUGCCUGGCGAGUCCAAUGUUGAAGCGCCAAAGACUUCGACCAGUAUCAUCACGUCGGAGGAUAUCGAGCCUCCCACAGAGAUCACCAACCCCAAGCUGAGGAAGAAGAUCAGAAGCAAGCCUUCUGAUGAAACGAUGACUGAUGCGGACGAAGACGCGACUGAGGAUCUCGGUACAUCGCCUCGCCCUGACUCUGCUAUUGAGGUAGCGACUUCGUCACAAUCAGCGGACACACGAUUCGUGUUCCUUGGCGACUUUGUUGAUCGAGGUUACUUCAGUCUGGAGACGUUUACACUUCUUAUGUGCCUCAAGGCCAAAUAUCCCGAUCGUAUCGUCCUUGUCCGUGGCAACCACGAAUCUCGGCAGAUCACCCAAGUCUACGGCUUUUAUGAAGAGUGUCAGCAGAAGUACGGCAACGCUUCGGUAUGGAAGGCAUGCUGCCACGUCUUUGACUUCCUUGUGCUUGCUGCAAUCGUCGACGGGGAGCUUCUGUGCGUCCACGGUGGUUUGAGUCCCGAGAUCAGGACAAUUGAUCAAAUUCGUGUUGUUGCGAGAGCCCAGGAGAUCCCCCAUGAGGGUGCGUUCUGUGAUCUGGUGUGGUCUGAUCCAGAAGACGUCGAGACGUGGGCAAUCAGUCCCCGCGGCGCCGGCUGGCUAUUUGGCGACAAGGUCGCCACCGAGUUCAACCAUGUCAACGGCCUCAAGUUGAUCGCCAGAGCGCAUCAGUUGGUCAAUGAGGGCUACAAAUACCACUUCCAGCAGAACUCUGUCGUCACCGUCUGGUCCGCGCCUAACUAUUGUUACCGCUGCGGCAAUGUUGCCUCAAUAAUGACCGUUGAUAAAGAGAUGAACCCGAAGUUCAGCAUCUUUUCGGCAGUGCCUGACGAGCAACGACAUGUGCCUGCGAACCGUCGUGGGCCUGGCGACUACUUCCUGUAG
Molecule: messenger RNA, 1080 nt
Organism: Verticillium nonalfalfae
Lineage: Eukaryota; Fungi; Ascomycota; Sordariomycetes; Glomerellales; Plectosphaerellaceae
Gene: PPP6C
Product: Serine/threonine-protein phosphatase 6 catalytic subunit
Exons: 4
Coding region: 1-1080 (359 amino acids)
Biological process (GO): peptidyl-serine dephosphorylation; G1/S transition of mitotic cell cycle
Cellular component (GO): cytoplasm
Molecular function (GO): protein serine/threonine phosphatase activity
Source: RefSeq, a predicted model, not a curated record